Molecule: messenger RNA, 777 nt
Organism: Penicillium soppii
Lineage: Eukaryota; Fungi; Ascomycota; Eurotiomycetes; Eurotiales; Aspergillaceae
Exons: 4
Coding region: 1-777 (258 amino acids)
Source: RefSeq, a predicted model, not a curated record
AUGUUUGGCAGUCAUUCCAAGUUGAGCAUUGCACAAAUUGUGUUCUAUAUACCGGUAACGUUUAUUGCACUUUAUCUCGCCAGCUAUCGGCACAAGCGACCUCGCAUGGCGUGGAUCAUCUUGUCAUUUUUUUCCAUCAUUCGCAUUACCGCAGGAAUUUUGGUAAUUAUUGGGACCAAAUCCAACAGUACAGGCGUGAUGAUAGCUUCAGUCAUCUUCCUCAAUGCUGGCGUGAUUCCGUUGAUCGGAGCGACUUUGGGCUUCAUUCGAAUAAUAGCGGCUCUGGAGCAAGAUAUGAGCCGACAAAUCCGGCAAUGUUUAGUCGUGACUCGGUUCCUUUUCAUUGCCGGAAUCGCACUCACUGUCGCAGGAGGAGCUCUGGAAGGAAGUGACACUGUCAGUGAUGCCCUCACGGGUAUUAAAAUUGUCAAAGCCGGAUACAUCGUCGUGUUGGUGUUCGUCGGGUGUUUACUUGCCAUGCAAGUGUAUUUCUGGACACAGCGAUUGUGUCUUACGGCAACCAGCAGAACGAUUCUCAAAUCCAUGGCUCUUGCUACGCCUUUCAUAGCCGUUCGUAUCACAUACCUCUUUUUGUCGGUAUUCCAGCCAGCAGACCUGAGGUGGAACGAUCUCAACGGCCCGAUUGCCCCCUUCUUGACUAUGGGUCUUUUGAUGGAGUACUUUGUUGUGUGUAUCUAUCUUAUUACGGGGUUUCUUAUUCCUAGUUGGAGAAACAUCAGAAAGUCAGACAUCCUCUUGGAUGGAGAGUCGAGAUGA